ACAAAAUAUUUUUUGUAAUUUUUGUAAUUUUGAAAAAGUUUUUGUUUUUUAAAUAACCCAAAUAAUAAUGUCCGAUAAAAACAUUGAUAAAGAAUCGAAAUCGAAGAAAAAUUCAUUGGAAAUUAUCGAUAUUCAAUUGCUUCAGAAUUUAGAAUCACAAUAUUUAAAACCAUUUCGUUUACAAUAUCGUGAUCAUGAUGGACGAAUAAAAUUAUGGGAUUGUAUACAAACACAUGAUAGUGUUUCAAUAAUUAUCUUCAAUAUCAGUCGUAAUGUUUUGGUUUUUGUACGACAAUUUCGUCCACCAGUUUUUCUUUCAACAUUAUUCAAUAAAUUUAAUUGUUCAUUAUUGGAUAUAAAUGAAUUACGAAUAAAAGCAAAAGAAAUGAAUUUAGAUUGUGGUUAUACACUUGAAUUAUGCGCCGGUAUUAUUGAUAAAAAAGGUCUUAGUCCAAAGGAAAUUGCACGGGAAGAAAUUUUGGAAGAAACUGGUUAUAAUCCACCGAUUAAUUCGUUAGAAUUUAUUACAUCAUUUCGAACCGGUGUAGGUACAUCCGGAUCUUUACAGCAUUUAUUUUAUUGUCAAGUUGACGAUUCAAUGCGUCUCAAUUCUGGUGGUGGUAUUGAUGAUGAAUCAAUCGAAGUUAUCGAAUUAUCAAUCGAAUCGGCUAAAGCAGAAAUGUAUGCAAAUGAUGAAGAAACUGGAUUAGGUCGAACUAGUGGUUUUCGUUUUGCUGUUUGUUGGUUUAAUUUUGUUAAAUAUCCACAAAUAUUAACAACGAUGGAAAACAAAUGAAUCUUUGUUUUGUUUUAUUU
Dermatophagoides pteronyssinus (European house dust mite) is the source of this 816-nucleotide messenger RNA. Its product is annotated as uridine diphosphate glucose pyrophosphatase NUDT14-like. NCBI's taxonomy places the organism in Eukaryota, Metazoa, Arthropoda, Arachnida, Sarcoptiformes, Pyroglyphidae. Gene Ontology annotation, molecular function: UDP-sugar diphosphatase activity; metal ion binding. The record is from RefSeq and is a predicted model, not a curated record. Gene Ontology annotation, biological process: nucleoside phosphate metabolic process; ribose phosphate metabolic process.